CGCGGGCAGUACGUCAUCGGCGCAGCGCGACCUUCCGCCGGGUCACCACAGGCUAGUGCCGGGUAGGCACCCGAAAGCUACAGCUGCUGCCCCGCACUCGCUAUGUCUAAGGCCUCACGUGCUGCCAAAGUUGCAAAGAGAGCCGACGUCGCUGGCGUGAUCCGCGCGCUGCUGGGAGCCGGGCAGGCCGCACCAGGACCUCCUCUGGGUCCCACCUUGGGACAGAGGGGUGUCCCAAUUGGACAGUUUUGUAAGGAGUUCAAUGAGAAGACCAAAGACAUUAUUGAUGGCGUCCCAUUGCGUGUUAAGAUUCUUGUUAAUCCUGACAGAACAUAUGAAAUGAAGAUUGGGCUACCGCCUGUGUCCUACUUCUUGAAAUCUGCUGCUGGAAUAGAAAAAGGAGCUUCCCAGACAGGUAAAGAGGUGGCAGGAAUGGUGACACUAAAGCAAUUAUAUGAAAUUGCUGUAGUGAAGUCUCAGGAUGAAGCGUUUGUUCUUCGGGACAUGCCGCUGAUAGAAGUAGUGAAAUCUAUCAUUGGAAGUGCCCGCUCACUGGGAAUCCAAGUGGUGAGAGAUCUGUCAGCAGAGGAAUAUGGCAAGUUCCUAGAAGAGCGACGUAUUGUCCUUCAAGCUGCCGCCGAAGCUCGAUUAGCAGAAGCCGCAAUGACUAAAAAGAAAUAAUGUGUCAAGAUGAGAUGUUUUGAACUGUGACAUAACAUGGAGACUGACUGUGCUACAUUUUCUACUGAUACAAGGAUCCUGUGACAAAUAUGACUUGAUGUUAGUAAACGAUUGAUGCAUAUAUAUAUGCAGCAUGUCCUUUCCAGUAUAAUAAAUCAGAGGCAUCAACUGGAUGAAGCCUUUUUUUUCAUA
This is a messenger RNA of Pseudophryne corroboree (corroboree frog), 873 nucleotides long. RefSeq names its product mitochondrial ribosomal protein L11 (gene MRPL11). Gene Ontology annotation, cellular component: mitochondrial large ribosomal subunit; ribosome. Gene Ontology annotation, biological process: translation. The transcript has 5 exons. Lineage: Eukaryota; Metazoa; Chordata; Amphibia; Anura; Myobatrachidae. The coding region runs from base 103 to 681 and encodes 192 amino acids. Gene Ontology annotation, molecular function: large ribosomal subunit rRNA binding; structural constituent of ribosome. The record is from RefSeq and is a predicted model, not a curated record.